Molecule: messenger RNA, 2661 nt
Organism: Paralichthys olivaceus (Japanese flounder)
Lineage: Eukaryota; Metazoa; Chordata; Actinopteri; Pleuronectiformes; Paralichthyidae
Gene: st6galnac4
Product: ST6 (alpha-N-acetyl-neuraminyl-2,3-beta-galactosyl-1,3)-N-acetylgalactosaminide alpha-2,6-sialyltransferase 4
Biological process (GO): oligosaccharide metabolic process; ganglioside biosynthetic process
Molecular function (GO): alpha-N-acetylgalactosaminide alpha-2,6-sialyltransferase activity
Source: RefSeq, a predicted model, not a curated record
CCAGGGCCUAGAAAUUGAGAAGCGACCACAGUGUGUCAACAACACAGGGAACAAUAGAGAAGUGAAGCGAACUCCGAUACGAGUGAAUUCACACAUGUUCCUGUCGUAGAUGAGACGAGACUUCACGGGGAUGAAGAUCGGCGGACACGAAACGGAUCCUGGAUAUGUGAGCUCUCGCUAGAACUGAGGAGGGGAUCCAUGAAAAAUAUGCGAAUAGUGUUGCUGAUGAAUGGUUCCUGGCCGCAGGGCUGGUCUGUGUCACCGCCUCUGCCUCAGGUGAACCGGCUGCUGAGAGCAUGAGUGCCGCAUGGCUCUCUGCAGCGGGGCCUCUCCCAAGGGUCUCGGUAUGAAGCCCCCGAUGCUGCUAUGGCUGUUGCUGCUCAGCCUGAGCCUCUCCCUGUUGUUUUGGUUUGCGCAUGUGAUCAGACGGGAGGGUUCGUCGCCUGUUCUGCCAAGCAGCGGGCUCAGGGGCUACGUGAGGAUCAGCCCCGGCAGCAAGGAGCAGUUUCUGGACAAGCACUGCAACCAGUGUGCCUUGGUCUCCAGCUCAGGUCAGAUGCUCAGAGCUGGCAUUGGUGACGAGAUCGACAACUUCGACUGCGUCAUCCGCAUGAACAAUGCACCCACGGAGGGGUAUGAGAGGGACGUGGGCAGCCGCACCAAUGUUCGGGUUGUGUCCCACACCAGCGUUCCCCUGUUGGUGAAAAAUGAAAGCUACUACUUCCAGCAGUCAGCGGACACCACAUACGUGUUCUGGGGUCCUGACAGGAACAUGAGGCAGGACGGGAAAGGACGCAUCUUCAACACUCUCCUGAAAAUAGCAAAGAAGUACCCGGAUGUGAAGAUCUACACUGUGACCAGGGAGAGGAUUCAGUACUGUGACAGUGUGUUUCAGAACGAAACUGGAAAAAACAGAAUGAAGACAGGGGCAUUUCUCAGCACUGGAUUUUUCACAAUGAUCCUGGCUAUCGACAUGUGUGACAGAAUCCAUGUGUACGGGAUGAUCGAUGAUAACUACUGCAGCCGGGCCAAUCACAGCGUUGUUCCCUACCACUACUACGAGCAAAACCGAAUCAACGAGUGCAGGAUGUACAAAGUGCACGAGCACACGCAACGCGGGGGUCAUCGCUUCAUCACUGAGAAGGCCAUCUACGCCCGAUGGGCCACGCGCCAUAAAAUCAAGUUUAAACACCCCUCCUGGAGUCUCCGAAGGAAGAGGCGAUAGUCCGCAGAUGUUCCUCGACUGUACUGUGAAGUUCACUUUUGCUGGACUCUGAUGUUCUUCUAAAUAUUUGCUUGAAAAGAACUGGAUCAUGUGCAAAUUUGUUGGAGAUGGACUCCGACUUUCACUUGAGAUUAGACUGUUUUUCAAUCCACUAUGAGUCAUUUGAUCCUGGAGCAGAGUGGAAAAAACAUUUUAUUUCUAUGCCAGUGAUGAUUUUGAUGUACCACCCUCAGUAUUACUUAAUAGUCCCAUCAUGUAAAACCAUAUUUCAGUAUUCUGAUAUAAGCCACUCAGAGCAGUUUAUACCAAAGCUUAUACUUAAAUUUCUUCAUGCCUGUGCCUUGACACUCAGUCUCAUUUUAGUCUGCAAUCUGGCCCUUUGUCGUUUUAAACCACAGAAUGCACCUUAUGCAUAUUGCUGGAACUGAUAAAUACUUUCAUAAGUGCUCAAUCUGGUCUUUAUUUUCCUAAGAGAUUUGUCUUUUUGCAAUUUAAAAAAAUUACUCCAAAUAACGGUUCUGGUUAUUUUUCUGUCUGACUACUUGUUCCGGCUCCAGUAUUGUUUCUCCUGCUCUCCUCCCUGACAUUGGGGCCAUACUUCGCCUCACAACUUGACAAAUACUCUGCAUGGUCUGCCUGCCUCAGAGUCAACUUCAAACUAAACUAAACCAUUUUCAAAAAGAAAAAAAGUUUUCAAAGUUUCAGCUGUUACAUGUGGCACAUUUCAUGAGCUACUGUGAUUUGAUUUGUCUGUCAAUAUUUUCAAUGCUUUGGGCAAGGGCCUUAACUGUUGGUGCUCAUAACCAAACAGGAUACAAGGUUCUUGCUGUUUCUUUAUUCAUAAUCGAGUACAUACUAUUGAGCUUGAAGCUUUUUACUUGCCCUCACAACAACCAAUUUAAAUGCUGCAAAAACGUGUUAUUGUUAGUUUGAUUUUUAAAUUAAUCUAAACACGGGGUUACGUUGAUGUGAACAUUGAUGUGUACAUAAUGUCCUGAGUGCCAUUUAACCCACACUGUUACCAUGCAGUUUGCAGAUGUUUCAUGUGGCAUCGGUGGUGUAACCUUCUCAAACUGUAGAUGGCACAUCCACUGUCCAUCACUUUGUUUUCAGCACCGACAACUACGUUAAAGUUGCUAACCCUUAGUAUUCUGCUGCCUGUUUACAAUGAAAACUCUAGUGCUGCCUUUUCAGUUACAUUAUGCUUUUAUUUUGUGACUAAUUCCAAAGACUCAUUUGCACUACUGCCCAAACUACUGUGUGAUAGUGUUUUACUGUACUUCAAACAUGCACUGUUUGAAAAGUGUAUGAUGAAUGACUUUUUAGGAAGCAUACUUAUAUGUAGUGAGUUGGGCAAAGUACAACCUUGAAUGUAAACUCGACCACUAAGAUCAGUGUCAACAUGAAUAAAUUACCUGUCAAACAGAGUCUGCCUG